AUUUUUGCAUGCAAAAAAGGAUCAUUUUGAUUUAUCUGUUUUAAAAUCAUCAAGUGUGGUACUUGAUGGCUCAUCUACAAGAUUUCUUCACUGACGUCUGAAGAACAAAGUGCUUUUCAACCUGCACUUCUGUAGCACUAUGACUAACUGUAAAGGCAGAUCUACCAUCUCCAAAACAAAUAGCAAAGUUCAUGACAGAGAAGGUUUUGUAAACUGGACCAUAAAUCUUAAUACAAUUCAGUCUGAUAAAUUUUUAAGACUGCUUUUGAGUAUGGUUCCUGUUGUUUACCAAAUAAACCAGGAUGAAAGACACAAAAAAGUCAACGGUGUCUGGCAAGAUGGACUACCACCAGCAGGACACAAUUUUAAUGUUAGGUCAGAACAGCACACAGAGUACCAUCACUUCUCAGAACCAAGUUUUCAUGGUAGUAAUGGACACAGCCCAUCUAGCUGUAGCCCGAAAUAUGAUGAUUUUACCAGUUAUAAUUACUGUGAUGGAAUGGACACUUCAGAAACAGAUGCCAUGUUGCAGGAAGACAACCUAUCUAGUGACAGUAAUGAAGAUGUCAUUGUGGAAGGAAGUAGAAAACAACCCAAAGAAUCUAGUAGUAUUAUGGCAUUACAGAUACUCGUACCUUUUUUGCUAGCAGGAUUUGGAACUGUUUCUGCUGGCAUGGUUUUGGAUAUUGUUCAGCAUUGGGAUGUGUUCAAGAAUGUUACUGAAGUUUUUAUCUUGGUUCCUGCACUUCUUGGUCUCAAAGGAAAUUUGGAAAUGACCUUGGCAUCCCGGUUGUCAACUGCUGUAAAUAUUGGAAAAAUGGAUUCUCCCAUUGAGAAAUGGAACCUAAUAAUUGGCAAUUUGGCCUUAAAACAGGUUCAGGCAACGGUAGUUGGUUUUCUGGCAGCAGUGGCAGCGGUUAUAUUGGGCUGGAUUCCAGAGGGCAAAUACCGCUUUGAUCAUUCAGUCCUUCUUUGUUCUAGCAGUGUAGCAACUGCCUUCAUAGCUUCUCUUUUACAAGGUAUAAUAAUGGUUGGAGUUAUUGUUGGAUCAAAGAAGACUGGUAUUAAUCCUGACAACGUUGCAACUCCUAUAGCAGCAAGUUUUGGAGAUCUUAUCACUCUUGCUAUACUAGCAUGGAUAAGUCAGGGUCUUUAUACUUGCCUUGAGACAUAUUACUAUAUAUCUCCCUUGGUUGGUGCCUUUUUUUUGGUUCUGACUCCGAUGGGGAUUGUCAUAGCUGCCAAACACCCAGCUACCAGAACUGUUCUCCAUUCAGGAUGGGAGCCUGUUAUAACUGCCAUGGUUAUAAGCAGUAUUGGUGGCCUUAUUCUGGACACAACUGUAUCUGAUCCUAAUUUGGUUGGAAUUGUUGUUUAUACCCCAGUAAUUAAUGGUAUUGGUGGUAAUCUAGUAGCUAUUCAAGCUAGCAGAAUUUCUACCUACCUCCAUUUGCAUAGCACUCCUGGAGAGCUACCAGAAGAAGCCAAGGGUUGCUAUUAUCCAUGCAGAACUUAUUGUGGUACAGGAGUAAAUAACAAAUCAGCCCAAGUUCUGCUGCUUUUGGUGAUUCCUGGACACCUGAUUUUCUUGUACACUAUCCACUUAAUGAAAAGCGGCCACACUUCCUUAACUCCUAUCUUUAUAGCAGUAUAUUUGUUUGCAGCUCUGCUACAGGUGUUUACUCUGUUAUGGAUUGCUGACUGGAUGGUGCACCACUUCUGGAAAAAAGGAAAAGAUCCUGACAGUUUUUCUAUCCCUUAUCUUACUGCACUGGGAGAUCUGCUUGGAACUGCCUUGUUAGCUAUGGGUUUUCAUUUUCUGUGGCUCAUAGGUGACAGAGAUGGCGAUGUCGGAGACUAAUUAUUCCAAUGGGUACAGUGACUUUUCCUAGAAUAUUGACAAGACUGAUCAUUCCACUUGAAGGCCCUCAAAGUGAUUGUUUCAUUUGGUAUAAGUAAAUCAAGUUGACACAGAUAUAAAACAGCCUUAAUGAUUUUAGUUUGGUUUGUUUUUUUAAAAAAUCAGAUGGAACUAGAAGGGUACUUGAGACCUUUACUCUGAAACCAAGGUGGAUUGCUGCUAGUUGAAGACAUCUGAGUAGACACAAGGAAAGGCUGGUCAAUCCUUUAUCAAGUUUUAAAUUUUUAAAAAAUCUGGUCUUUUAAAAGAACAGUUCCUUGCCUGUAUUGCAAACCAAAACAAUCUCAUAAUUGCUCAUUCAGUGGUGACAAAGAAGAGGGUAAGACCCAAUCAGUGGCUUGCUUUGCUUUUCCUCCUGGGAGCAAAGUGGGGAUAUAUUUUCAUUUUACCACAGAAGUGGUUAGUAGACCUCAAAUUAAUUCUGUUUCAUAGACAUUACCUGAUUGGUGGAUGAUACAUUUUUAUCUUACAAUUUCAACGCUGCAGCUCUCUGACCAUUGCA
Messenger RNA from Tauraco erythrolophus (red-crested turaco), 2423 nucleotides. It is a transcript of the gene SLC41A2, whose product is annotated as solute carrier family 41 member 2. Lineage: Eukaryota; Metazoa; Chordata; Aves; Musophagiformes; Musophagidae. Gene Ontology annotation, biological process: monoatomic cation transport. Gene Ontology annotation, cellular component: plasma membrane. The record is from RefSeq and is a predicted model, not a curated record. Gene Ontology annotation, molecular function: monoatomic cation transmembrane transporter activity.